Solea senegalensis (Senegalese sole) is the source of this 3227-nucleotide messenger RNA. RefSeq names its product ephrin-B3b (gene efnb3b). Lineage: Eukaryota; Metazoa; Chordata; Actinopteri; Pleuronectiformes; Soleidae. Gene Ontology annotation, cellular component: plasma membrane. Gene Ontology annotation, biological process: ephrin receptor signaling pathway; axon guidance. The record is from RefSeq and is a predicted model, not a curated record. Gene Ontology annotation, molecular function: ephrin receptor binding. The transcript has 5 exons. The coding region runs from base 1181 to 2209 and encodes 342 amino acids.
CUCUCAAACAAGCCAGUCGCUCUGUCAAUGUGCUGCGAGCAUUAGGUCAAGUCAAAGCAGUGGGAUUCUGAGGCAGAGAGACGGAUGAGAGAAACGAGUGAAGCGCUUUUCCUCUGGCGGAGACGCGACACGUCCACUUCUCUCCAAAUGACGCGCUCCACCUCACACUGAUGCUCGCACCUCGCGUCGUAUAUUUGCAGCAUCUUUUUGUUUCUUCUUUACCAAGUUUCACGUUGUGCGACCGACAUUGUUAUUGUUGGUAAAGUGGAGAUGCUUCUCGGGCUCUUUGGGUUUGUUUCUCUCAGUUAAUUAAUUCUUGGAUUUAUCCUCGAUUUGGACCUUUUUGUUUGAUUUUUUUUUUUAUCUUAAAAAAAGGAAAGAAAGAAAGAAAGAAAUAUCAAUCUGUUGCUGGAGGAUUUGCGGAUUUACCAGCGUGUUAGUGACUGAGCAUCAACAUGUCUGCACGGGGAUGGAGCCGUGGACGCGAGUGACAUCGUUUCCAUUUUAAAACGCUUUUCCUUCACAGCUUCGUCUUCUUCUUUUUCUCUCCUCCUCUUCGCGCGUUUCCAUUCCACAGAGCGUGGACAGUGAGUGUGCUGCGUCCCGCCUGCUUCACGUGUUUGGACGCGGAUCUUGACAAGAAAACAAGGUAAUGGGAGAGAAAUCGCACAGACUCGGCUCAGAGAACAAGGGAACAUUGUUCGGGAAAAGACAAUCCGGGCGCACAGAGAGGCGACAGAAAUAAAAGCGCUCCUGUGUGGCGAUCCAUUUCACGACUUUCACGCCAAUCCGUGGAGUUAAAUAUUUGUGAGUGGAAGAAAAACGAGGACUGAUGAGAAAUCAAUUUGGAAAGUCAUGGGGUUUGCACUGAAAUAGUAGCGACGACCGUGGACGCGCAGAAAAGCCGCGGAUUAACAAGUUUCAUCCUGCACAUUUGACUCAAUGUGGGCUUUUUUGCUGUGAGUCUGUACAAUCUGCACGAUUUUGGAUCCAUGAGGUUGUUCAGCAGCAGCAGCAGCAGCGCAGCAGCAGCAGCAGCAGCAGCUUUUCUCCCCACACUGUGACUGUGCUCGCACCUUCAUUGUUUUCAGAGUCUGCGCUCAGCAGCAGCAGCAGCAGUGGUUCCAAAGCAGGAGAAAUAUCUGGCCUUUUUUUUUAUUUAAUUGUUGUUAUUGUUUAAAUGGGGCUACACAUGCUGCAGGGUGUCACGGUGGAAAUGGCGAGGCGAGGAAGUGGCAAUGGAUUGGGAAUCCUGCUCGUGUUCUUACUGGAUUUACUGGGAACGGCGGCCAGCAACAUGGAGCCUAUCUACUGGAAUUCCAUGAACGAAAGGUUCAGGGACGACAAGGGCUACAUUCUGUACCCUCAGAUCGGGGACCGGCUGGACCUCAUCUGCCCUCCCCUGGACACAGCCAGGUCCACGCCAGAGUACGAGUUCUACAAGCUCUACCUGGUGUCGUCGCGGGAGCAGGCGGACCGCUGCGAGGUGAUGGGCGCCCCCAACAUCGUGCUCACGUGCGACGAGCCCACCCGCGAGCGCCGCUUCACCAUCAAGUUCCAGGAGUUCUCGCCCAACCUGUGGGGCCACGAAUUCAAGAGCAUGCACGACUACUACAUCAUCGCAACGUCAGAUGGGACGCACCAAGGCCUGGAUAGCAUGAGAGGCGGAGUGUGUGUCACACAAGGCAUGAAGGUGGUCCUGAAAGUGGGACAGAGUCCAUAUGGGCUGCCUCCGAAGAAAGAGCCAGCAGGACGCACCACCAGCAGAAACCCAGGCGCCACCGGAAACUCCACUCAGUCUCAAAGACCCAACAGCUUUGGGGGCGAGGGCGGUGGCGAGAAUGGGCCCCUUCAAGCGUCAAACAUCGCCGUCAUCGCUGGUGCCGCGGGAGGCUCCACCUUUCUACUCCUGGUCACCGCCGUGAUCUGCGUCGUGUGCUACCGACGGCGGCACGCCAAGCACUCGGACACCCACCACCCUCCGCUGUCGCUGUCCUCGCUCACCAGCCCCAAGCGGGGAGGCGGCGGGGGCAUCAGCAGCUCCAACAACAACGGCUCCGAGCCCAGCGACAUCAUCAUCCCCCUGCGGACGUCGGACUCUGCCUACUGCCCACACUACGAGAAGGUGAGCGGGGACUACGGACACCCCGUCUACAUCGUCCAGGAGAUGCCGCCUCAGAGCCCGGCCAACAUCUACUAUAAAGUAUGAGACAGCCACUGCUCCGGCUGAUUGGACUCACCCACCUCCCUCCACUCAUUACCAACAAACCCCCUUGCUCCAAAUGAACCCACAGCAAAGUUCUCCAUCUUAGCUUCGACCCUGAACCCCUCAAUACUGCCAGUAUUGUACCACGGACCCCAUUCACUGCCCCGAGAGCCCACACCCCUGGCCACAGUUGUGUUCCUGGCUGAAUAAACCACCCCUCCCCAUUCUCACACAACUUGGCCACACAGUGUGUGUCGAGGGCGAUGUCAUAAUCAUACAUAGCCCUUCUUAACAAGGCCCUCACCAAUGGGCAAGAGGCUCUAAGUGUCCCCUUCUCGUUAACUCGGAGCUAAACGCCCCACCUUUUGAUGAAUAGAAGAGUUGUCCCCCUCCCCCCGAAAUGCCAGUAUGUAUGUACCGCACACACUCUUUUUCUAGGAGUAUGGACCCGGCGUUGGGACACGCGGUGUUUUAAAAAAAGAAAAAAGGAGAAGAACUUCAACGGCAAGCGUGAAAAAAAAACAAAAAACACCCAUGAACCCAUUUAGCGCCCGGAGAAUUCUGACUCCCAGAGGCCAAACUUGCCUAUUCCACCAUCCUGCCCCUCGGAGCUCCAUCAGCCGACCAGAGACCGGCCCCUGCCACUAACUCAUCAAUAGGUUUCUCGUUUGUUAGUGUGUGUUACUCCUGAGUAAACAGGGGCCUCAGGACUCAACCAAUCAACAAGCCUGGGCAGCGGUCACAUGACCAGGCCCGGGCCUUAGCCUGAGGUGGUCUGACCAAUUGGUGACACUCAGAAUCUUGUAUAUUUUAAUAAUGUGUGUGUUUGUUUUGUUUGUUUGUGUGUCUGUGUGCGGCUGAGUGAGUGUGUGUAGGACUUGGAUAAUAAUUAUGGCGUCGCUGCUCCACAUUAGAUGUGUGCGCAGGUGCCGUGCUUCAGUACAGCAGGUUGCAUACGCGCGUGUGUUUAGUUGGUGUGUGUGUGUGUGUGUGCGUGUGCGUGCACGCGUGUGUGUGUAAG